This is a messenger RNA of Nicrophorus vespilloides, 687 nucleotides long. RefSeq names its product U4/U6.U5 small nuclear ribonucleoprotein 27 kDa protein (gene ytr). The transcript has 2 exons. The record is from RefSeq and is a predicted model, not a curated record. Gene Ontology annotation, biological process: RNA splicing. Bases 168 to 629 code for a protein of 153 amino acids. Gene Ontology annotation, cellular component: precatalytic spliceosome. Lineage: Eukaryota; Metazoa; Arthropoda; Insecta; Coleoptera; Silphidae.
AAUUUUUAAUUUUUUUUCGAGCGAUGUUUAUUUUUAUUUUUUUCUAAAUUUUUAUUUUUGUGGCAACAAUGUGAAACGAAAAGUAUAGACGUCUGUAAAAAAAAAAACGAAAACAUUCGGGCUCAAAAAGUAUUCAAUAUAGUUUCUGCAUUUUUUCGGGAUAAAUUAUGGGAAGACGGAGCCGUUCAAAAUCACCAAGCAGACGUCGUGAGCGUGACAGGGGAGACAGGGAUCGUGAGAGGGACAGAGAUAGGGAACGUGACAGGGAUAGGGACAGGGAUCGUUACAGCAGGAGGAAAAGGUCAAGGGACAGGUCCAGGGAGAGGAGGAGGCAUUCUAGUGAAAGAAGAUUCACAAGAUCUAGGUCCAGGACGAAUUCGCCUGUAGAUAAUAAGAGGAAUAGAUUAAAUGUUGAACGUCCCACAGUGUCAGAGGUAGACCUACAAGGAAAGUCUCCAGAUGAGCAAGAGAUGAUGAAACUCAUGGGCUUCUGCAACUUUGACACAACUAAAGGAAAGAAGGUUAAUGGCAAUGAGGUGGGAAAUGUUCAUGUUAUUCUCAAGAGGAAGUACAGGCAAUACAUGAAUCGCAAAGGUGGAUUCAAUCGUCCAUUGGAUUUUGUUGCAUAGACUGUUUUUGACUGCAAGUUAAGAAACCAUGAACCUCAAACAAUCAGGAUAAGUUUAU